Messenger RNA from Acanthoscelides obtectus, 591 nucleotides. The record is from the annotation of a GenBank genome assembly. Lineage: Eukaryota; Metazoa; Arthropoda; Insecta; Coleoptera; Chrysomelidae.
AUGGAUAUGGUAAAAAAGAAAAUUAAUAAUAUUAGAAGUGCCUUUCGAAAGGAGCACAAAAAAGUUCUAAAAUCAAAAAGAAGUGGAUCAUCUACAGAAGAGCUGUAUGAGCCAACUCUUUGGUAUUAUAAAUUACUGCUUUUUACGGCUUCGCAGGAAGAACCUAGGAUGUCAGUUUCAAAUGAUGAUGAGUCGGAGUCGGAGGGUGACGAUGCCAAUAAUGAGGAAGAUGUCACCCAGCAUGAUACUCAAUUUUCACCGCUUACUGAAGAUGCGUUGCAAGCACCGUCUGAAAUAUAUCAGCUAUCACCACCACAAACACCGCAUCAGUCAUCAACCUAUUCACGUCCAUCAACUUCCAGAUCUUCUAAUAGUGCAAAAAGAAAGAAGUAUGGACAGGAAGAAAGUAUCCAAAGAUUUGCGCUAAGUUGGACAGAGAAAAUGAUGAAUGUGACAGUAUUGGAGAAAAUGUGGCCCAUAAACUGCGCCGAAUGGACAGCGACCAGAAAAUGUAUGCUGAAUUAUUACUUCACCGUCUUCUCUUCCUUGGUGUUCAAAAGAAAUUAUGCGAGGAAUCUCAUAUAUGUAUAA